AUGCCUAACACGAAGCGGCUCAAGGGCAAUCGAGCCACCAAGGGCCGGAAGGAACAGCAGCAGCAGCAGCAGCAGCAGCAGCAGUCGCCAUCCGAAGCGCCGCCGCCUAUGUCUGACGACUCUAAAGAGCGUCCGACGCCUGCAGAGGUUGAAGAGGAAGAGCACGCCUUUGUGAAUUUGGCACGCAAGACUUGGUUGAAGCCUGGAAAGAAGGCCGCCAAGCCAAAGGUCAAGAAUGAGGUUCUGAAGCAAGGCAUCUGGGAUAUCCUCGACCGCGAGGGCUUCCGGUACGGGUCGCUGCGACUCCUCGAGAGCCUUCAAACACUGGAGAGCUAUCUGUGGCCUGGCUACACGGAAGACGCCUCCAACUACCAUGUUCUCCUCCUAGCGCUCAUCACCAAUGUCAAGAGGAGGGAACAGCUGGAAACGUGGAGUCUAUUCGAGGACCGCCCCGCCGACUUCUCGUCCAUGUUCCGCCGCGUCGUCUCCAUGAUGCUCGACCAAAGCCUCUCCACGCUCGUCAAGACGCAGCUGCUCUGCUUCCUCAUCCACGCCUUCCAGAGCCUCGACUGCUCCAUUGUUCGAAAGGAGUGCGCUCCCCUCGUGUCCAUUGGCGUAUGGCACAACCUCUCCAGCGACAAUGUCCGCGAGAACCAGUUCAACCGGAAUGCACACCUGAGAAAGACCUGGAGGGCCGCCCACAAGCGCUACGACGCCGCUGACGAGCCCACCAAGGCCCGGCUUCGUUUUGAGAGGUCUUGGCUGUACACGCUACUUCUUGAUUACUUGACCUUGCUAUUCGAGGCGAAGGGCAAGCCAGAUGAGACGCUGUACUGCGAACGCUUCACCGAAUUCAUCUCAGACCUCCAGAGCCAGCUUCCCACCCGACGAUAUGUCAACACGCUGCUGCAUGAUCUCCACAUUGUCCCAGCUAUGAAGCUGUCGCCCAUGUACUCCAACGAAGACAAUAGCUUGCUUCGAGACCAGCACACUCUUCUGUCCCACUACACGUACUUCGCCAUCGACGACCAGACGGGCGCUCAGCUGAGCCGCGCCGAGGCCUACGACAGGCAUUAUGCCCGUCUUGGGAAGCUGCAGCGCGUCGCUCUCAAGCAUUUCAAGGACCAGCUCGUCGUGCUGGCCCUAUCAAACUACGGGUCUAUCGAUAAGAGGGAUGAGCUUGCGCCACUCCUCGACCCUCUGAGCGAUGACGAGGUUGUGCAACUUCUCUCCCUGCUGGAUCUUCGGACCGUUUAUCCCGAAAGUGUCAAGCUACCGCUUGAUCGCCGCUUCUUUGUCGAAAUUAUCCUUUCGACGUUCGAGAGGAGGGAGACAUUCCAGGAGUCGACCGAGAGUAUGGCCCUGGUCCCGACAGAAAAGACGCUGUUUGACAACAGCUUCCGCCUGGCUGACGAGUACGAUGGGUCUCACCCGCUUGCUCUGCCUAAGCUGAACCUGCAGUAUCUCUCAGUUGGCGAUUUCCUUUGGCGAUCGCUGAUCCUGUACCGACGGGAGGCAUUCUAUGGUAUUCGCAACGAUAUCGAAUCGGCCAUAAGGCGUCUCAAGCCGGAUGCGCAUCGCCCCGGGGAGACGCACUUUGCCGGCUUUUCCAAGAUGGCCAUGCCCGUAUCCAAACUUGCAAUCCUCGAGGUUGUCCCCCCCUUGGUUGGUGAUGAUGUCCCGUCAAGGGUGCGUUCAGAGGUCACUAUCGAUGUAAGGAGGCUUAGCCCAGGAGUUCGCAAGGAGUGGGAUACGUUGCGACCCGACGAUGUUGUCUUUCUCUUGGCCAUCGUGCCUCCCCCAUCGCAGUCAAUUCCCAACGGAGAUGGCCUUCUCCCUGAGAAUGAGCAGCUCGGUGUCCUGUCAGUGAGGACGGCUGUCAUCUCUCAAAUAACAGAUGAGAAGGGUCGUCAUGUCCGUGAUGGGUCCUCUGGUCUGGAUAGCAAGCGACGCAUUCAACUUAACCUCGACCCGCGAACAUACGUCCGCGACACGGAAGCAACCGCAGCAGGACGCCCUGAUGUCUAUGGACGGGUCAACAUUCUCCUCCGCCGAGGCAGGAGGGAGAACAACUUCAAGCCCGUCCUCGAGUCUAUCCGCAGCCUCGUCCUUUCCGAGGUGCCGCUGCCAUCGUGGCUGCACGAGGUCUUCCUGGGAUACGGAGAUCCGGCUGGGGCCCAUCACAAGAACCUCCCCAACCGCAUCAGGAAGGUUGACUACCGUGACACAUUUCUCGACUGGCACCACUUAGUCGAGAGUCUACCCGGAAAGACGGUCGAGCCUGAUGACAGUGUCUCUGGUAGCUUCGGCCCCCCGUAUGUCCUCGAGACGGUAGACGCGGAGCAGGUGGAAGAGGCACCCGCAGCUGAGAAGAAGCAGUCUAAGAAGCGCCGGCGCGACGCAGAGCCGGCGCUGAAAUCCGAGGUCGAGACCUUGAAAGUUUCCACCUACAAGCUACCCAACAGGGGGCCUUACCCGGUGGACGAGCCCCGCCUUAACCAGGUGCGGUUCACCUCUGCCCAGGUCGAAGCUAUCAUGUCUGGCGCUCAGCCAGGCCUCUCGAUCGUGGUAGGUCCUCCGGGAACGGGAAAGACGGAUGUUGCGGUCCAGGUCAUCAACAACAUCUAUCACAACUUCCCGGAGCAAAAGACGCUUCUGUUGGCACACAGCAACCAGGCGCUGAACCAGCUCUUUGCAAAGAUCGUCGCUCUUGAUAUUGAUGGCCGGCAUUUGCUGCGUCUCGGUCACGGAGAGGAUGAUCUGCUUACCGACGGCAGCUUCAGCAAGUACGGCAGGGUCGAGUCCUUCCUCGAGAACCGUGAUCUCUACCUUCAAGAGGUCAGGAAGCUGGCCAUCAGCCUAGGGGCCCCGGGUGCUCAUGACAACUCAGCCGAGACUGCGGGCUACUUCAACACGGUCUACGUGGAGCCGGCAUGGACCAAGUUCCUGCAGAUUGCGGCUUCUAACCAGACGAGUGCCGGCGACAUAGUACAAGCCUUCCCCUUCCACGCGUACUUUGCCGAUGCCCCCCAGCCUCUGUUCCCGCCAGAGGCUGACCGGGUGCAGAUCCUCGACAUUGCCCACGGUUGCUUCCGCCAUGUUUCCAGGAUCUUUACGGAGCUCGCAGAUGCUUUGCCCUUUGAGCUUCUGCGUCGCGAGCGCGACAAGGCCAAUUAUCUGCUCACUAACGAAGCCCGCAUCGUGGCUAUGACGACGACACACGCGGCUAUCAGGCGAAGCGAGAUUGCUGCUCUAGGCUUUCACUAUGACAACAUUGUCAUGGAGGAGGCCGCUCAAAUCACCGAGAUUGAGACUUUUAUCCCGCUAGCGAUGCAGAAGCCGGUCAAUGGCGAGCUGAACCUGCAGAGGGUAAUGCUGUGCGGUGACCACUUCCAGAACUCGCCCGUGAUCCAGAACAUGGCCUUCCGCCAGUACGCCAACAUGGAGCAGUCCCUCUUCUCGCGCCUGGUGCGCCUGGGCGUGCCGACGGUGAUGCUGGACCAGCAAGGUCGUGCCCGCCCGUCGAUUGCCAACCUGUACAGGUGGCGCUACCCUAAGCUAGAUGACCUGGCCGACGUGCAGAAUAAGGAUGAGUUCUCCAAGGCCAACGCUGGCUUCCGUUACGAGUUCCAGUUUAUCAACGUGCCCGACUACAAGGGUAAGGGCGAGUCGGAGCCGACGCCGCAUUUUAUCCAGAACCUGGGUGAGGCCGAGUACGCUGUGGCCAUUUUCCAGUAUAUGCGACUUCUGGGGUACCCGGGCAACAGGAUCUCUAUCCUAGCGACGUACGCCGGCCAGCGAGCCCUGAUCCGAGAUGUUCUGAACCACCGGUGCGCCAAGAAUCCCAUCUUUGGCAUGCCCAAGAUUGUGGCGACGGUGGACAAGUACCAGGGCGAGCAAAACGACUGUAAGUUUCUGAUGUUUCUCUCUGUUCUUACCACUGCCCCGAAUAAGCAGCUGCUGACGAGUACGAAACACACAGACGUCAUUCUGUCUCUCACUCGAACCUCGAGGGUUGGCUACCUACGUGAUGUCCGACGCAUGACGGUGGCCCUCUCCCGCGCUCGCCUGGGCCUGUACGUGCUCGGCCGCCGCGAGACGUUCGAGGCGUGCCACGAGCUCCGCCCAGCGUUCGAUGUCCUGCUCCAGAGGCCGGAUAAGCUACUGCUCCUGACAGGCGAGAUGUGGCCUUCGCAGAGGGUCCUGGCUAAUGAGGAAGGACAGGAGACAGUGGAGGGCGAGGUGACCAUGGAGGGCGUGGAGCACCUGGGACAAUACGUCUUUGAGAUGACCAAGACUAAGGUGGGUCAGAUCCAAGCGGAGAAGAACGCGGCGGCGACCGGAGCGGCUCUGGAGCCGACGGAAGUUACGAUUGCGGAAGAAGAGGCCGAAGACGAUGAUGCCGAUGCGGAUGGGACAUAUUACGAGGUACAAGGGGAAGGGGAGGCUCAACAGAACAGCGAGGGUCAAUAA
Geosmithia morbida is the source of this 4473-nucleotide messenger RNA. RefSeq names its product intron-binding protein aquarius. Gene Ontology annotation, molecular function: mRNA binding; helicase activity. The record is from RefSeq and is a predicted model, not a curated record. NCBI's taxonomy places the organism in Eukaryota, Fungi, Ascomycota, Sordariomycetes, Hypocreales, Bionectriaceae. The transcript is spliced from 5 exons. Bases 1 to 4473 code for a protein of 1490 amino acids. Gene Ontology annotation, biological process: mRNA splicing, via spliceosome. Gene Ontology annotation, cellular component: catalytic step 2 spliceosome.